GGAAGUGAAGUGUGGGGUCGUCGUGUCUUUCGCUUUCGAUUACUCACUUAGCUUCUGCAGACUUCUGGAAUGAACUUCGGCAUCGUUCACAAUCACAAACAGUUCUACUCAUACAUACCCAUCAUCACACAAACACAGAAACACAGAAACACGGAAACACAGAGCAUUCUUCGUCUCUUCCUUUCCAAUGGCAGUGCCAAUGGCAACACUUUCUGCUCUUUCCUCCACUGUUCUUCUCAACGCCAACACAAGCACGAACACCGGCAGCAGGACCAUCUGCACUUUUCCACUGCAUUCCAACAUCCACACCCGUCUCUCUUUUUCUUUCUGCUCCAAACGCACUUCCCUCACCUGCACCGGCUCCUCCGUCAAAGACGACCAACAAACUGAAUCCUCCACUACUACCACUGUUUCCGUUGCUCCCGAAAACGACGUGGACCAUGAUUCUGGUUCUCUGUCUGAUUCUGAUUCCGAUUCUGACACCCAACAGGAAAUGGACUGGAAGGCCGACGAGGAGUUUAAGAAGUUCAUGGGCAACCCCUCCAUCGAGGCCGCCAUAAAGCUUGAGAAGAAGAGGGCUGAUAGAAAGCUCAAGCAACUUGACAGGGAAACCACCAACUCUAACCCCCUUUUGGGCCUUUUCAACACCUUGGUUCGUGACAACUUGCUCAGGGAAAAGGAGAGGCUGCAAAAGGCUGAGGAAACUUUCAAGGCUCUUGAUCUUAACCAGUUAAAGAGUUGCUUUGGGUUUGACACCUUCUUUGCAACCGAUGUUCGAAGAUUUGGAGAUGGAGGCAUUUUCAUUGGCAAUUUGAGGAAACCCAUCGAUGAGGUCAUUCCCAAGUUGGAGAAAAAGCUCUCUGAUGCAGCAGGACGAGAUGUCGUGGUCUGGUUCAUGGAAGAAAGAGCAAAUGACAUUAACAAACAAGCUUGUGUGGUGCAACCCAAAGCAGAAAUGGAUCUCCAAUUUGAGUCAACUAAGCUGAGUACUCCUUUGGGCUAUUUCAGUGCAAUUUUAUUAGCUGUUACUACCUUUGGAACAGUUGCUCUGAUGAGUGGCUUCUUCCUUAAACCUGAUGCCACAGUCGAUGACUAUCUGGCUAAUGUUGUGCCUCUAUUUGGUGGCUUCUUAUUUAUUCUGGGAGUUUCAGAGAUAACUACCAGGGUAACCGCAGCCCGUUAUGGUGUUAAGCUUAGCCCUUCCUUCCUGGUGCCAUCGAAUUGGACAGGCUGCUUGGGAGUGAUGAACAAUUAUGAAUCUCUCCUCCCAAACAAGAAAGCUCUUUUUGACAUUCCUGUAGCUCGUACUGCUAGUGCAUAUUUAACUUCACUACUGCUUGCUAUUGCUGCGUUUGUGGCUGAUGGAAGCUUUAAUGGGGGUGAUAAUGCAUUGUACAUACGGCCUCAAUUUUUCUAUAACAACCCUUUACUUUCUUUCAUCCAAUACGUUAUUGGACCUUACACAGACGAUCUUGGAAAUGUAUUACCUUAUGCCGUGGAAGGUGUUGGAGUUCCUGUUGAUCCGCUUGCAUUUGCUGGGCUUUUAGGGAUGGUGGUGACUUCUUUGAACUUGUUGCCAUGUGGGAGGCUAGAAGGAGGACGCAUUGCUCAAGCCAUGUUUGGCAGAAACACUGCUACUCUCUUAUCUUUUGCAACUUCACUGUUACUCGGUAUUGGUGGCCUCAGUGGUAGUGUUCUGUGCCUGGCAUGGGGAUUGUUUGCAACAUUUUUUCGGGGUGGAGAGGAAAUACCCGCCAAAGACGAGAUCACCCCUCUAGGGGAAAGCAGAUACGCUUGGGGCAUCAUCCUUGGCCUCAUCUGUUUCCUCACACUUUUCCCCAAUGGCGGAGGCACAUUCUCCUCUUCAUUCCUCAGUGGUCCAUUUUUCAGGGGUGACAUAUAAAUGUAAUAAUUGUAUGUAGGUAUACGAAAUUAUGUAGUGUGAUUUUCGUUUAACAUAUUCUCCACAAGAUAGAACUGUGUUUCUUUGUCAUGUAAUCAUAAUCAAGAAUUCAAGAUGGCUAAUUGUAAUUAUAGCUGCCAUUUAAACUUUGAAUUGCAAAUCACGAGCUCCCAAACAUCAUCUUCUUGUUA
This is a messenger RNA of Vigna unguiculata (cowpea), 2094 nucleotides long. RefSeq names its product ethylene-dependent gravitropism-deficient and yellow-green-like 3 (gene EGY3). The record is from RefSeq and is a predicted model, not a curated record. Lineage: Eukaryota; Viridiplantae; Streptophyta; Magnoliopsida; Fabales; Fabaceae.